AUGCUUGUUGUAGAUAACUCUGGUCGUUCUACGUGCAAGCUGUGUGGCGUUUCGCUUCGCACGACCUACCUGCGCAGGCACGUGGAAAACAAGCACGUGCCCUCGGAGCAGGUGGAGUGUGUGCACUGCAACAAGAUGUUCAAGUCCAAGAGCAGCCUGCGCCCGCUCGGGGACAAACUGAGGUGUGGCUCGCGGUGCGACUACUGCGGCAAGCUCUUCAACAAGUACGCGCUGCGCACGCACAUCCAGGACAUGCACAUGCCCACGGUUUCGGAGCCGUGCCAGUUCUGCCACAAGCUGUUCCGCUCCCGGAACAGCCUGCGGGUGCACCUGUCCACCUUCCACCGGGGUUCGUGCGGCAGGAAUCCUCGCACCGUCUCCACUUGCUCCUUUUGCGGCAUCACGGUCCGGAACAACUACCUGAAGACCCACAUCCGCGACAUCCACAUGGGCUCGGAUCCCGUGCAGUGCGGGACGUGUCACAAGCUCUUCAAGUCCAAGAACAGCCUCAACUCGCACAUGUUUCGCUACCACAGGAAGGACAAGAACUAG
Messenger RNA from Bacillus rossius redtenbacheri, 552 nucleotides. Its product is annotated as zinc finger protein 317-like. The record is from RefSeq and is a predicted model, not a curated record. The transcript has 4 exons. Gene Ontology annotation, molecular function: RNA polymerase II transcription regulatory region sequence-specific DNA binding; DNA-binding transcription factor activity, RNA polymerase II-specific. Gene Ontology annotation, biological process: regulation of transcription by RNA polymerase II. Bases 1 to 552 code for a protein of 183 amino acids. NCBI's taxonomy places the organism in Eukaryota, Metazoa, Arthropoda, Insecta, Phasmatodea, Bacillidae. Gene Ontology annotation, cellular component: nucleus.